UGGGCCGUACAAACACCAGAGACCUUCGCGGUCGCUCAGCAGUGACGUACCACGCAGCAGGCGGUGAGGACGUGCGCGCCCUUCCUCCUUCCUCUUUCUCGACUCCAUCUUCGUGGUUGCGGCUGCGGUGGCCGUAGUUCAGUCGCCGACAUGCAGCUCUUUGUCCGCGCCCAGGAGCUACACACCCUCGAGGUGACCGGCCAGGAGACGGUCGCCCAGAUCAAGGCUCACGUAGCCUCUCUGGAGGGCAUCGCUCCAGAAGAUCAAGUCGUGCUCCUGGCGGGCACGCCACUAGAAGAUGAGGCUACCCUGGGUCAGUGUGGAGUGGAGGCUCUGACCACCCUGGAAGUAGCCGGCCGCAUGCUUGGAGGUAAAGUCCAUGGUUCCCUGGCCCGUGCUGGGAAAGUAAGAGGGCAGACUCCUAAGGUGGCCAAGCAGGAAAAGAAGAAGAAGAAGACCGGUCGUGCCAAGCGGCGGAUGCAGUACAACCGGCGCUUUGUCAACGUUGUGCCCACCUUUGGGAAGAAGAAGGGCCCCAAUGCCAACUCUUAAGUCUGUCGUGAUCCCGGCAUUCCCCAAUAAAGCCACUUAGUUCAGA
This is a messenger RNA of Acinonyx jubatus (cheetah), 598 nucleotides long. It is a transcript of the gene FAU, whose product is annotated as FAU ubiquitin like and ribosomal protein S30 fusion. The coding region runs from base 151 to 552 and encodes 133 amino acids. Lineage: Eukaryota; Metazoa; Chordata; Mammalia; Carnivora; Felidae. Gene Ontology annotation, cellular component: cytosolic small ribosomal subunit; ribosome. Gene Ontology annotation, biological process: translation. Gene Ontology annotation, molecular function: structural constituent of ribosome; protein binding. The record is from RefSeq and is a predicted model, not a curated record. The transcript has 5 exons.